Molecule: messenger RNA, 1542 nt
Organism: Oncorhynchus nerka (sockeye salmon)
Lineage: Eukaryota; Metazoa; Chordata; Actinopteri; Salmoniformes; Salmonidae
Product: CKLF-like MARVEL transmembrane domain-containing protein 8
Exons: 4
Coding region: 289-801 (170 amino acids)
Biological process (GO): myelination
Cellular component (GO): membrane
Molecular function (GO): structural constituent of myelin sheath
Source: RefSeq, a predicted model, not a curated record
UAUGCAACCACUCUCAACUCAGUGACAUUUUGGAAAUGGUGUAGGACUAACUGACCAAAUUCAUACAGUAGGCUUUGUUAUGACGAUGUUAUGAAUAACAUUCAGACAGGUCAUAGAUAUUAUUAUCUAAAAUAAACAAAAACGAGUUGUUUCACAAAUGUACAGAGUUCCGCAGAUGUCUUGUUGCCUACUCAGGAAAGACGCGUCAUUGCCAUCUUUCCCACCUUCCUUAGAUGUUGUUCUUAAUUCAGGGGGGCAGGAUCCAAAAGCGGUAGAUCGAUAUUGAAAAUGGAAGGAACAGCGACGCGCACUGUGAUAACGUCUACAAGCAGCAGCACGGAAAACUUUUCCAACCCUACUCUGGUUUACGACAGGCAGUUUCUUCGCACUGCUUCGGGGCUCCUCGUUUUCGCAGAAAUAGUGUUUGGUCUGCUGGUAUGGAUGCUGAUAGCAGGGACGGAGUACUUCCGUGUGUCUGCCUUUGGGUGGGUCAUGUUUGUGGCCAUCUUGUACUGGGUCCUGACGGUCAUCUUCCUCAUCAUCUACCUGACCAUGGCUUACAACAGGAUCCCUCAGGUCCCCUGGACAACUGUGGGUCUGUUCUUCAACAGUAGUGCUACAGUGAUGUAUGUGGUGUUAGCAGCAGUGGACGCAGCCUCAAUCAGCCAUGCUGUUAAGGGACGCCAUAACUACAACUGCUGGGUAGCAUCCACAUUCUUUGCCUUCCUGGUCACGCUCUGCUAUGCAGGAAGUACAUAUUUAAGUUUUAAAUUCUGGCGCUCGAGGGAUGAGGAACAAUAACCAAUCACAAAGGACAGCUAAAGUAUAUCCGUUAUGGAGCGCAUGAAGGAUCUUGAAAAGUACACACGGUUAAGUGUAAUAACCACUCCUUUUGGAAUGCAUUUCUAUAUUUAAUUUCUGUUAUAUUUCUGUUAUUUUGGAGUCAUGGUGUGUUUCAUCUGUUGGAAUGACAGACCCUGAACCUCAGUGGUGUUUUUACUUCUUAUUCACUCAUGAGUUAAAAAAAAAAAAUUGAAUGAAAAUGACUGAUGCUAAUAAAGUGGCUAUUCUAUUUUUCUGAAGCUGGAGAUUAAAGCUUUAACUCCAAUAUUAAAAUGGUUUGGACAGUAAUGUUGUCCCACACUAGAUGGUGGUACAAUACAAGGCUAAGAAACAGGGCUGAUGAAGAACAUUACAGUCAAUUCUCUUUUUGAUUGUUCCAAAAAAAGUAUCAUAUACGAAUAAUACAUUUCACUAAUAGGAGUCAGCUACACUGAACAAAAAUUGAAAUGCAACAUGCAACUAUUUAAAAGAUUUUACUGAGUUAUGGUUCAUAUAAGGAUAUCAGUCAAUUGAAAUAAAUUCAUUAGGCCCUAAUCUAUGGAUUUCACAUAACUGGAAAUACAGAUAUGCAUCUGUUGGUCACAGAUACCUUAAAAAAAGUAGGGACGUGGCUCAGAAAACCAGUCAGUAUCUGGUGUGACCACCAUUUGCCUCAUGCAGCGCAUCACAUCUCCUUUGCAUAAAGUUGAUCAGCCUGUU